UCUCUGUUUGAGAAAGAUAAUGAUGACAGCUAUUCUGAGAGGAGGCAGGCAGAAGAUAUGUGGUAUAAGAAGAAUAUCAUACCUCCUGCCAUCAUGUUCAAGGAAUACUUCUCUUGGAGGUCGAAUAGCUAGUGCAGCAAGAAGCCUCCAUACGUAUGGACAAGAGCCAAGUCAGCGAGAUGAGCAAGGUAGACUGCUCUCCCGCGUGUCAGGACCAACGAAAGAACCACUCCCCGAAGCCACUUUGGCACAAUUUUGGCAAGAACGUGUAAGGAAGCACGAGGAUAGACCCGCACUGAUCGUUCGACAUGAGCCAUCAAAUCAUCAUAACAUAAGCAAUACUGGAAAAGCUUCUGACGAUUCGUGCAUCCGAUGGACAUUUGGAGAAAUGGACGAGCAUAUACGUAAACUAGUGCGAGGAAUGCGAUCGCUAGGUGUACGUAAAGGAGAUCGGGUUGCGGUCUUGAUGAUGAAUAGUUCUAAUAUGGCAUCAUUACAAUUUGCAACGGCAUUCAUUGGUGCGAUCUUGGUCACUUUGAAUCCUUCAUAUACUGCCAAAGAGCUGCUACGAGCUCUCAAUCAUGUGGAAGCAAAGUACUUGUUCAUCGUUCCUUCUUUGCGGUCAUCGAAUUAUUUGGACAACUUACAUGCUAUUUUGCCCUCUUUGGCUUCUGGUAGUGGCUCUGAAGGUGACAGAACUAUUCUUCAAGAUGAAAGUUGUCCGACACUAGAGCACAUUGUCCUAGUCGAUAAUCUGACUGGAAGGCCGAAAGGAUGGGAAUCGGAAAGUGUGCUGGGGAUGCAAAAAGGAUACACAUUUGAAUCUGCUCUAGAAAGACUCAACGGGAGAGGGAUUGAUUAUCGCUCUUUGCUUCUAUCACAAGAUUCAGGAAGUGGAAGAGACAGAGUUCAUAGCGAAGAAGAGGAAGGUAUAAGCAGUAGGGAUAUAAUCAAUUUGCAGCUGACAAGUGGUACGACUGGAGCACCAAAAGCCGUUUCUCUUUCUUCUAGGAAUUUGGUCAACAAUGGAAUCAUGUUGGGAAACGUCAUGCAUUUGACAGACAAAGACAUCUUGACAAAUGUUCCACCCUUGUUUCACUGCUUCGGUUUGACGCUGGGCAAUCUGGCUGCCUGGUCACGAGGAUCGUGUAUCUUGUAUCCUUCAGAAGGCUUUCAACCUGUUCGUACAUUGCGGGCUGCAUCACAAGAGAAAGCAACUGCUAUUCAUGGUGUGCCGGCACACUUCAUUGCCGAAUUGGACAUCUUGCGAAGGGUGAGAGAGGCAGAAAGGGAUGGGAAAUGGGAUGAAGAAUUAACGCAAAAGUAUGGAAUAGAUCCUGAUGAAAAGUGGGAAUUUUGCCUGCGAACAGGAUUCACAAGUGGAUCUACAGUCCCGAUUGAAUUGAUGCAUGCACUUAUGGAUGAUAACCUUUUAGGUGCAAAAGAACAAACAGUCGUUUAUGGAAUGACGGAGACCAGUCCUGUAAGCUUUGCAUGUGAUACGGAUGCACCAGUACGAUCUCGAUGUGAAACGGUCGGAAGGAUCGUCUCACAUGCUCAUGCAAAGAUUGUCGAUCCAGAAGAUGAAAGUGGAAAAGCACUUCCGGUCGGUCAAGUUGGUGAAUUGUGUACUGGAGGGUAUUUGAUCAUGGAAGGCGGAUAUUGGAAUGAUGGGAAAAAGACAGAUGAAGUAUUGCAAAAGCAUCCUGAUGAACCCGAGAUUACUUGGAUGCGAACGGGCGAUUUAGCGGUAAUUCAUGAAGAUGGAUACACGGAGAUCAGAGGACGGGUGAAAGAUAUGAUUAUCAGAGGAGGUGAAAAUUUGACAGCAACAAGUAUUGAGAACUGCAUUGAUACACUACCCGGAGUUACCAGCUCAGCAGCAGUUGCUGUUCCUGACGAAAAGAUGGGAGAAACGGUUGGUGUAUUUAUCAGUGUAGCAAGUCAUCUUUCAGGGGAUGUCGCUUCAUCUUUGACACCAAUCAACGUUCGUGCCCAUGUCAAAAGUCAAAUUUCACCGCAAUGUGCGCCUGAUUGGGUUUGGUUCUUGGGAAGAGAAGGUGUUGAAGAAAACAUGCCGACAACGGCUUCUGGAAAGGUUCAAAAAGUAAUUUUGAGGAAAUGGGCAAAAGAUUUAGCAGAAAGGGAAGUGGGAAGGGCGAAAAAGAAGCCGUGA
This is a messenger RNA of Meira miltonrushii, 2176 nucleotides long. Its product is annotated as acetyl-CoA synthetase-like protein. The transcript is spliced from 3 exons. Gene Ontology annotation, biological process: fatty acid metabolic process. The record is from RefSeq and is a predicted model, not a curated record. Gene Ontology annotation, molecular function: medium-chain fatty acid-CoA ligase activity. The coding region runs from base 20 to 2176 and encodes 718 amino acids. NCBI's taxonomy places the organism in Eukaryota, Fungi, Basidiomycota, Exobasidiomycetes, Exobasidiales, Brachybasidiaceae.